Cucurbita pepo subsp. pepo (vegetable marrow) is the source of this 525-nucleotide messenger RNA. The record is from RefSeq and is a predicted model, not a curated record. NCBI's taxonomy places the organism in Eukaryota, Viridiplantae, Streptophyta, Magnoliopsida, Cucurbitales, Cucurbitaceae.
AUGGUGAAGAAGGAAUUAGGUAAGGAUCAUCAUCAGCCAACAGCUUCAGCAAGUAAAAGUAAAUACAAGGGAGUGAGAAUGAGAAGCUGGGGCUCAUGGGUUUCUGAAAUUAGACCCCCAAAUCAAAAGGCUAGAAUAUGGUUAGGUUCAUAUCCCACGGCGGAGGCCGCCGCCAGAGCCUACAACGCCGCCCUCUUGUGCCUCAAAGACUCCGCCGCCACUCUCAUGUCUCCAAAGUCCAUCAAAAGAGUCGCCGCGGAAGCCGCUGCCAAUGCUGCCUCCUUUGACGGAUAUGUUGAGAACAAGGUUGGAUCGAUCGAUGUCCCGUUAUCGCCACGGUCUUCUUCCUCCUCCUCCGUUCCAUCAACGUCGAAUAACGAUUCGAUUAUGACAAUGGAGCCGUUGUGGUUUAACUUUGAUGACAUAGUCACCCCGAAGUACAUUGAGCAUAUGAUGGAUGGGACUCUAUUUGAUCCACCCAUUGUUGAUGAAGAAAAUGAUAUUCGUUUAUGGAGCUUCUAUUGA